GGGCGCCCCUUUGGAAUACAGUGCCGCUGUGCUAUGUGGUCUGUUUUUUUCAAUCCAUCACAUGGUUCUGCUGUGCUGUGGAGCGGAGCACAGAUGGAACAAGCUUGUGAAACCAGAAGCAAAUCUCACGGCUUUUCAUGAAGCAUAAACGAAAAUAGAUUAACCGCUCACGCUUUUUGCAAAUUGAAAAGCUGGGGGAAGCAACACAAUAUUGCAAUGCUGCAUGCACGUUGCGCAAAUCAGAGAUUGUGACCUCCGCUAGCCGUUUGCCCGCGUACUUAUUGAAAGAGCAUUGAGUAGAGCGGGGUCUAAAAAUGAACAAGACGAGAUGCUGGGAGUCACCGCACUUUGGAAACCUUUGAGAUACUGAUUCUUGGGAGUAAAUACUUUUGAGUGGAGUCUAUCCAUGGCCUCUUUGCUGACUGGCUCGAAGGGAACCCCAGUGUCUCCCUCACACGGCAAGGACCUGCUCCUGGGGACUGUCGCUGCCGCCUCUGCUUUCCUGGUCGCGGCUCUCAUUGUACUGCUGUGUGUAGGAUGCAAAAAGAAAGGGAAGACAAAGAAGGUCCCGAUUGAUGGGGUGAAACUGGUGGACAUGUCUUUGCUCAGACAGACACAACUCCGGUCCAUCAGCAAAUCUGAUACAAGACUUCAUGAGAUGAAGAAGAUACCGUGCAAUGGGAAAAAGGGUACCAGAAACCGGCCAGUCAGCAUGGACCUGCUCAAUCUCCCGAGCCGUCGAUCUGACUGGGAUUUGAGAUAUCCCCAGAACAGGCAGCUCCCCACACUCCCGCUGAACCCCGGCGAGGACAAAGACCACACGUAUUCAGAGGUGGGGAGGCCCUCGUCUCAGCCCCACUGCCCUGAAGACGCCCUGUAUGAGAGUGUGGGGGGCAGAAAUGAGGCAGGAGCAGCAGCAGCCACCACCGCCGUCCAGCCCAAGCAUCUGAAACAGCCUCCCCAGAGCCAUGGGAACGGCAGUAUGGCGCUCUCUCCUAGCCAGGAGCCCUGCAGGCAGGCUGAGGACUCUGUGACCGCAGAGUAUGCCUGUGUGCGGAAAGUCAGGAAGACCGAUAAGGCCCAGCAGCUUGAGAACAGUGCCAAGCCAGUAGAGCAGGAAACCCGCUACUCAAACCCAGAGAUGCUCCCCGGUCAACGCAAACAUGAUCCCUCAAGGAUAAACGGCAUGGACGCUUUCUAUUCACAUUCCUUCCCAAAGGACUCUGGCUUUGUGGGCAAUGGGGAGCAGUAUAUCUGGAAGCCCCCGGAAGAAGAUGGUGACGGAUCGACCCUCUAUCCAGGAAAUUCAGGGGUGCAGAACUUCUCCCAUGCUGACCUAACCCCAGGACCUGCCAAUCCAGAUGAGAUAUCAGACAUGUACUCGAAAGUGUGCAAACCAUUCAAGAAGAAGAGACCUCCCGCCUCCCCUCCAGUCCCAUUCAAUCAGGGAGCCCAGGAGAACAAUCCACCCCAGAACCAGGGCUGGUCAGCAGAACCACAGGAGGGCACGGGGCAUGGCGUCGUCCGAGCCCAAGCGUGGGUCGGAGGAGCCCAGGCAAUGAAACCCAACGAGGACCCCAGCUACGAAGCCAUCAACGAGAACGCCUGGGUCAGGAACGAGGAGACGGACCCAGCGUACGAGUCCAUCGAUGCCAACUGGAAGAGAGAAAAAAACCCUGGCCCCCCGGCAGGCAAGAAGAUAAAGAACAGGGCACCGCCGAGACCCUGCUCCGACGAGAACUUGUACGAAAACAUCAGUGACCUGAAACAAGGAGCCACAACAAGCACCACAACAGUCUUCAUGUUUAACGAUGGCAUUGAGAUGUACGUGACGGGACUAUAGUGACCCACCAAAAAAAAACAAAAUGAUAAUCAUCCACUCUCAACACUUGUGUGUCAUUCUCGCACUUUGUUAAUCACACUCAAAAAAUCUCUUGCAAUGCACAGCCGAAUAGUGAAAGUAAAGUUCCUCACCUGCAUUUACUUGUUGUCGUAACAGUGAAGAGACACAUUAAUAAUGCAAUGAGCAGCGGUGGUUUACAUUGGAUUUAGAUUCAUUCUAUCAGAGGGCCAAAGUUGGGUAAGGGUUGACUAAUGAGUGGGAUCUGUUUUUGAGUACAUUUAGGACACAUUGUUAUACUUCAGAUGCUGUUUUUGAGAAGGAAGUGCACUGUAACAACUGCAUGUUAGGUAUGUGUGCAUUUCACUACACUUUUCUACUGGCUUGACAAGGUUUCUUAACUUUAAGGUGUAAAAUUCACUCAGAAAUGCCCUUAGUGGCUAGUCAGCCCCUGCAGUUAUCACUGACAUACCCGUCAUCUGACUGUGAAGUGUCUGCAUGAUGGAUAAUCCUUCCCAGGUCAGGAUGCGAUUCCAGGCACCUCUGCCACACAUUGUGGGUAGCCUGUGGAUGAAGGGAGGAUUCCAAAGACAACGGUUUAUGUGGAGGACAAAAUUACAAGCAUGAGUGAUUUUUUGGAGACUGGCCCUCCUUGGUCAGUACCCAAAAAUCUGUUUUAUUUCCAUUAUUUGCAAACAAAAUAUUUUUUCUAUUUGGCUUAUGAAGAGGUACAAUAAGCAAACCUACAAAAAAAAAGAAGCUCAGGGAAAGAAUAAAAAAUGCUGUACAAGGAAGAAUUGAUAACAGGAUUAUUCUUGAAAGCAAGAUGCUGUAUUUUGCAAUGUACUUUUUUGUCCCUUUAGUCAAGGUUACAAAGCACUGUAUAUUUUCUAUAAGCACUGUUUUUACAAACAAUAAGUAAAAUAAUAAUAAUAUUACUUUACACAACAGGCUGAGGCACUGCCAUGCUUAGGUAUAUUAUAUUUUUGUUACCACUCUUAAUGCCAGUUGCUUGCUUAAACAUGCUGCAUGCCCGUACCAUACUGUAUUAUCACACCACUUGAUGCAAUUGAAGUAUUAGAUUGCAAUUUCAAGAAUACUGUACUAGGCUGGAUGUAGGCACUUUUCAGAGUUCUCUCUUCCUCCAGUCCAUCUAGAUGUUUCAUAUCUCCAAUCAUUUUUAUUUUAUAGUUCUUUUUUUUUUUUAAUUAUUUGUGAUCACUACAGACCUUGGCUGGGUUUCAACCACAGACCAAGAGGUGAAAGGCCAUCCCAGCCCUUAAUGUGCUUUAAACACACAGACAAGAACCAGCAUAGAAAACACAAGGAGAUUCUCAUUCUUUAAAGCAACACUUGCACAAUGCAGCAUGACACCUCCCUCGAUGCUAUGGUCUAUGUCUUCUUUGACUGCCUGAUGGUUAAGUUUUUGGGUGUUUCUGAAAUGCAGUACUCUCUAAAUCACUAGUUCAUGGAUUGUUGGAUUGCAGAAGGAAUUCUACAGCAUACAGUAAAGUCUGGGAGAGGGGGGCUGUAUUUAGAUCGACUGCUGUUUAGAUUAUUGAAUUAUACUUUUAUAAUGAUUUUCAUAAAGUAUUCUGUAUUUCUUUGAGUAGAUGCUGACGUUUUCGUUUAAGCUUUCAGUUUCUAGGUAAAAGGGUAAUGUAUGUGUUUUGCUGAGAGUUGGCGCUUUGUACAUCCUGGACAUGAAUCUUUUAAGUGUUCAAAUUCUGUUCAAUGUUUUACUUCUUUUACUUCUUUUUCCUUAUUGCAAAGCAAUGUUUAAACCUAUUGAAAUAAACGAGGCAGCUCUGUUCUUCUGUUAAAUGUAAAAAGUAAGUGAAAUUAAGUGCUUAUGUGCAAAAGAUUGUAAUGGUUUUUUUUUUUUUUAGAUAUAUUGAAAAGUAUUUUAAUUAUUUAAAAAAAAUGUGGAUGCAGUUUAUACUUUUGUAAUAAAGUAGCACCUUAAAACUGUGAA
This is a messenger RNA of Acipenser ruthenus (sterlet), 3815 nucleotides long. RefSeq lists its product as uncharacterized. The record is from RefSeq and is a predicted model, not a curated record. Gene Ontology annotation, biological process: negative regulation of T cell activation; T cell receptor signaling pathway; B cell receptor signaling pathway. The transcript is spliced from 7 exons. Lineage: Eukaryota; Metazoa; Chordata; Actinopteri; Acipenseriformes; Acipenseridae. The coding region runs from base 407 to 1843 and encodes 478 amino acids. Gene Ontology annotation, cellular component: membrane raft; plasma membrane.